CAAGGAAGUGCGAGGAAGUCCACGCCUAGAAGUUUUUGAAAGCCUUCCACAACUUUUUGUGCGAGUGUCAGGCAGGUGUGGCGCUCCUGGCCCCACCUGAGCUUGCGUGACGUCACGCCGGUGCGGUUCUUCCGGGCCGGGAUUGUGAACUGCAGCCAUGCCGGACGUCCUGAGCGUCACCGAGUUCAUCGGUGAGUGCAACGACGACUACAAGGCGCCCACCACGUCCAGCUUCUCCACGCGCAUGACGCACUGUAGGAACAGCGUCAACGCCCUUGAGGAGGUUCUGGAUGUGGAGCGCUCUGUUCUGUCCAAACUGAAGAAAGCGGUCAAGUCCGUGUACACGUCAGGCCUGGUCCACGUGGAGCACGAGGACCAAUACGUGUCGGCCAUGGAGAAGCUGGGCGACAACUGCCUGAGCGGCGACGACACCGACGUGGGCGCCGCCUUCCUCAAGUUUGCCGUUUUCAGCAAAGAACUGACGGCGCUCUUCAAGAACCUGAUCCAGAACAUGAACAAUAUCAUCUCCUUCCCGUUGGACAGUCUACUCAAGGGGGACCUGCGCGGUGUCAAGGGGGACCUGAAGAAGCCGUUUGACAAGGCCUGGAAGGAUUACGAGAGCAAACUCUCCAAGCUGGAGAAGGAGAAACGCGAGCACGCCAAGCAGCACGGGAUGAUUCGCACCGAGUUCAGCGGCGGCGAGAUCGCCGAGGAGAUGGAGAAGGAGCGGCGCGUCUUCCAGUUGAACAUGUGCGAGUACCUUCUCAAGGUCAACGACAUCAAGGUCAAGAAGGGCGUCGACUUCCUGCAGAACCUUAUCAAGUAUUUCCACGCGCAGUGCAAUUUCUUCCAGGAUGGACUGACGGCCGUCGAGAGCCUCAAACCCUCCGUGGAGAAAAUGGCGUCCGAACUCACGGCGAUCAAACAGACGCAGGACGGCGAGAGGAAACAACUGACUCAGCUCCGAGACCUCCUGAAGACCUCCUUGCAGUCUGACAGCAAAGAGGAGGCUCCGGCCAAGCAGAAGCAAGGAUACAGCCUGCACCAGCUGCAAGGCAACAAGGCGCACGGGACGGAGCGCUCGGGCGUUCUGUCCAAGAGGAGCGAGGGGCUGAGGAAAGUUUGGCAGAAGAGGAAGUGCUCGGUGAAAAACGGUUUCCUGACCAUCUGCCAUGCCACGACCAAUCGACCACCGGCCAAACUGAACCUUCUGACGUGCCAGGUGAAGAAGAACGCCGACGACAAGAGGAACUUUGACCUCUUUUCACACGACCGGACGUAUCACUUCCAGGCGGAGGACGAGGCCGAGUGCCAGAUAUGGGUGUCGGUCCUCCAGAACAGCAAAGAAGAAGCGCUGAGUAAAGCUUUUAAGGGCGACCAGGACGAAGGCGACAACAUCGUGCAGGAGCUCACCAAGGCCAUCGUCGCAGAUGUCCGGAAGAUGGACGGCAACCGCGUCUGCUGCGACUGUGGCGCUCCAGGUCCCUCCUGGUUGUCCACCAACCUUGGCGUGCUCAUCUGCAUCGAGUGCUCGGGGAUCCACAGAGAGAUUGGGGUGCACUACUCCAGAAUUCAGAGUCUGGACCUGGAUGUGCUGGGAACGUCCGAGCUACUGCUAGCCAAGAACGUCGGCAACGCCGCCUUCAAUGACAUCAUGGAGGCGGAGCUUUCCGCAGAGGGCGUGGCCAAGCCUGAACCGACCAGUGACAUGCAGAGGCGGAAGGACUUCAUCACGUCCAAGUAUGUGGACAAGGCGCUGGUCCGCCGCCAGUGUGCCGACAACGAGGGCCGCCUGCAGGCGCUGUACCAGGCGGUGCGCAACCGCGACAUCCUGGCGCUCAUCCAGGUCUACGGCGAGGGCGUCGACCUCACCGAGACCUUCCCGCAGACCCACCAGCACGAGCCGGACGAAACGGUCCUCCAUCUUGCCGUGCGCAUGGUGGACAGGAACUCUCUACACAUCGUCGACUUCCUGGCGCAGAACAGCGGCAACCUGGACAAGCAGACCAGCAAAGGAAGCACGGCGGUGCAUUACUGCUGCUUGACGGACAACAGCGAGUGCCUGAAGCUCCUCCUCCGAGGAAAAGCGUCCGUGACCAUCGCCAAUGAGAGCGGAGAAACGCCGCUGGACAUAGCGAGACGACUCGGCCACACUGAAUGUGAAGAUCUGCUGACUCAGGCUCAGUCGGGAAAGUUUAACGUUCACGUGCACGUGGAGUACGAGUGGCGCCUCCAUAACGACGACAUGGACGAGAGUGAGGACGAGUUGGAUGACAAGCCCGCCCCGCACCGCCGCGAGGAGCGUGACCGACCCGUCAGCUGCUUCGGGGGCGCCGGCGUUCCCGCGCAGCUCGCCAAACAUCGCAGUCAGAUUCCCAGCAUGAUGAUCAGCAACGAGACGUACGGCGCCAUGCUGGAUCGGCACCUCCCGCCCGGGCCCAAUCCCCCGUUGCCGCCCAGGGCCCCCGCCAGAGGGCAGGCCGCUAAACCGGGCGCCAUGGAAACCAUUGGUAGGCAGAGGUCUUCAUCCGACCCCCCGGCCCUGAACGUGACCCCCAACAGAAACACCUCCAUGUACGUUCUCCCAGUGGCUCCUCCCCCUCCACCUCCUCCUCCGCUUCCUAAAGCCAACCACGGGCCCCGGACUUCCCUACCCUCCUUGGGCCCGCCUCCCACUACCUCCACGAACCCACCGCCUCCGCCUUUUCGCCACAAAGCACCGCCGCCCCUGCCCGUCGCCAAAUCACUGGGACCCAAAUUACCCAGCGGAUCAGACCAAUCAGCUCCACCCAGGUCGUCGCUUAGAAGGACAGACAAGCGAGCUUCUCAGGUCCAGUCCCCCCGAGACUCUUCCCCCCCAACACCAAAACCAAGAAGCACCUUCAGCGCGUCAAGACCCAAAAGGGUACGGGCCAUCUACAAGUGUUCCGCCGACAACCCUGACGAGCUGUCGUUCGACGAGGGCGAGGUGAUCGUGGUGGAGGGCGAAGAGGACACCGAGUGGUGGUUGGGCCACGUGGAGGCAGAACCGACGCGGCGAGGAGUCUUUCCGGUCACCUUUGUGCAUUUCAUCACAGAGUGACUCCUGGAGUCCUCCAGUGACUAAUAAAGUGAAAUUGGAAGAAAUGGGCCCAAGUGACUGGUCUUCUGGGACUUGUCCUCCAUCUUCAUCAAUGAGCAAGAUGCCACUUGAAUUCCUUCUGUGACCAUGCGUGUACCU
This is a messenger RNA of Syngnathus acus (greater pipefish), 3220 nucleotides long. It is a transcript of the gene asap2b, whose product is annotated as ArfGAP with SH3 domain, ankyrin repeat and PH domain 2b. Gene Ontology annotation, molecular function: GTPase activator activity; protein binding. The coding region runs from base 158 to 3082 and encodes 974 amino acids. The record is from RefSeq and is a predicted model, not a curated record. Gene Ontology annotation, cellular component: cytoplasm. The transcript has 27 exons. Lineage: Eukaryota; Metazoa; Chordata; Actinopteri; Syngnathiformes; Syngnathidae. Gene Ontology annotation, biological process: positive regulation of GTPase activity.